AAUUUCACAACCAUGUGCAACUUCCGGUCCUCCGUGUAUUUCCCUACAGAAAACCCGUAAUCGGUCCUUUUUACGAAUGUACAGAGAGAGUCAACAUGCCUCUCGCUAAAGAUUUACUGCAUCCCUCCCUUACUGAGGAGAAGAGGAAGCACAAAUUGAAGAGACUUGUACAAAGCCCUAAUUCUUAUUUCAUGGAUGUAAAAUGCCCAGGCUGUUAUAAAAUCACCACAGUUUUUAGCCAUGCUCAGACAGUAGUGCUGUGUGUUGGGUGUUCAACAGUGCUGUGUCAACCAACUGGAGGAAAGGCCAGGUUAACAGAAGGGUGUUCGUUCAGAAGGAAGGCACAUUAAGCAGUUGCAGCAGAGGAGCUAAUGAUUUGUGGACAUUCAAAUAAGAACAUCAUGUGAAAGCAAUGACUUUUAUCUAUUAAGUGAAUUGAUCGUCUUCUCAUUGGACUGAUCUAUUAUUGUAAAUCACAAUCCAUGAUCUGUGAAUACUAAUAAAUACAACUUGUAUGUAUGAAGGAA
Molecule: messenger RNA, 527 nt
Organism: Lingula anatina
Lineage: Eukaryota; Metazoa; Brachiopoda; Lingulata; Lingulida; Lingulidae
Product: small ribosomal subunit protein eS27-like
Biological process (GO): translation
Cellular component (GO): ribosome
Molecular function (GO): structural constituent of ribosome
Source: RefSeq, a predicted model, not a curated record